AUGCGUUGGUCACAAAUAAUUAACGCAAACGCACUGCGGGCGUACUUUAGGACAAAAGGGGAAGAAGCUGGAUGUUUGGCGUAUCGGGCUCGGAUGCAUCGCUUUUUUGCAGAGCUGGAGCCAUCUCUAUCCGUCAGUGAGCAAAACCUGGCAGACCGAGUUCGCUAUAUCCUGCACUCAAACGUAUUUGGUGACGCCGAACUCGAACGACUACGACGUAAGGCUGUUCCCUCAUCGGAUGGAAAUGCUACGGCUGGGAAUGAGGCGCCACUAAUUGCGCAGCAAACUGCAUACGUGGAUGCUGCCGUGGAUAUUCCAGUUGUGGUUGAAGUGAUGAUGGAAUAG
Molecule: messenger RNA, 345 nt
Organism: Parnassius apollo (apollo)
Lineage: Eukaryota; Metazoa; Arthropoda; Insecta; Lepidoptera; Papilionidae
Source: the annotation of a GenBank genome assembly